This is a messenger RNA of Rosa rugosa (rugosa rose), 2189 nucleotides long. Its product is annotated as dynamin-related protein 5A-like. Bases 117 to 1946 code for a protein of 609 amino acids. The transcript is spliced from 16 exons. Gene Ontology annotation, cellular component: microtubule; cytoplasm; membrane. Gene Ontology annotation, molecular function: GTP binding; microtubule binding; GTPase activity. Lineage: Eukaryota; Viridiplantae; Streptophyta; Magnoliopsida; Rosales; Rosaceae. The record is from RefSeq and is a predicted model, not a curated record.
UUCUGUUAUCUCCCUCUCCCUCUCUCUCUCUCUCUCUCUCUUUCUUUCUCUCUCUCUCACCUCCGAACGAUUCCAAACCGACUCAACUCAACUCGCCGAUCCGACUCGUCCGUCCGAUGGAGAAUCUGAUCUCGCUCGUGAACAAAAUACAGAGAGCAUGCACAGCCCUCGGCGAUCACGGCGAAGAGAGCGCAAUGCCGACUCUCUGGGACUCCCUCCCCGCCAUCGCCGUCGUCGGAGGCCAGAGCUCCGGUAAGUCGUCGGUGCUGGAGAGCAUUGUCGGCAAAGACUUCCUACCUCGCGGCUCCGGAAUUGUGACUCGGCGUCCGCUUGUGUUGCAGCUGCAUAAGAUCGACGAGGGAAGAGAAUACGCCGAGUUUAUGCACCUCCCGAGGAAGAGGUUCACUGAUUUUGCUGCUGUUAGACAGGAGAUAUCUGAUGAGACUGAUAGAGAGACCGGCCGGACCAAGGCGAUUUCGAGUGUGCCUAUCCAUCUUAGCAUCUACUCCCCUAAUGUUGUGAACUUGACACUAAUAGAUCUUCCUGGACUCACAAAGGUAGCUGUAGAGGGUCAGGCAGAUAGCAUAGUGCAGGACAUUGAGAACAUGGUUAGGGGCUUCAUUGAGAAGCCCAACUGUAUCAUCCUGGCUAUUUCCCCUGCCAACCAAGAUCUUGCUACGUCUGAUGCAAUUAAGAUCUCUCGUGAAGUAGAUCCCAAAGGUGAGAGGACAUUUGGAGUUCUCACAAAGAUUGAUCUUAUGGACCAGGGUACAAAUGCAGUUGAUAUUUUGGAAGGAAGAUCAUAUAGACUUCAGUUCCCUUGGAUUGGUGUUGUGAAUCGCUCCCAAGCUGAUAUAAACAAGAGUGUUGAUAUGAUUGCUGCUAGGCGCAGGGAGCGUGAAUAUUUUGCUAAUAGCCCCGAGUACAAGCAUCUUGCGAGUAAGAUGGGAUCUGAGCAUUUAGGAAGGGUGCUGUCUAAGCAUUUGGAAGUUGUCAUCAAGUCCCGAAUUCCAGGCCUUCAGUCUCUUAUCAGCAAAACUAUUGGUGAGCUAGAGGCAGAACUAAGCCGACUUGGGAAGCCCAUUGCUUCUGAUACUGGUGGAAAGUUGUAUGUAAUCAUGGAAAUCUCUCGUACUUUCGAUCAGAUAUUCAAAGAACAUCUUGAUGGCGUGCGCUCUGGUGGUGAUAAAGUUUAUGGUGUGUUUGACAAUCAAUUUCCAGCUGCUUUGAAGAGAUUGCAAUUUGACAAGUAUCUUUCAAUGGAAAACAUUCGAAAGCUAAUUACUGAGGCAGAUGGAUAUCAACCUCAUUUAAUUGCUCCUGAACAAGGAUACCGUCGCCUCAUUGAAUCUUCAUUAGUAUGCAUCAAAGGUCCUGCAGAGGCGGCUGUUGAUGCUGUUCAUGCCAUAUUGAAGGAGCUGGCUCAGAAGUCUAUCAAUGCAACCUCAGAAUUAAAGCAGUAUCCCACUUUAAGAGUGGAAGUUGGGAAUGCAGCAUUUGAAUCGCUGGAUAGGAUGAAAGAAGAGAGCAAGAAAGCAACUAUGCAGCUAGUUGAUAUGGAGUGUGGUUACCUCACUGUUGAAUUUUUCCGCAAGCUUCCUCAGGAUAUUGAAAAGGGGGGAAAUCCAACACACUCACUUUUCGACAGAUAUAACGAUUCCUACCUCCGGCGGGUUGGAAGCAAUGUGUUAAACUAUGUGAACAUGGUGUGCUCAAGUUUAAGGAUUGCUAUUCCAAAGUCUAUUGUCUACUGUCAAGUACGAGAAGCCAAACGCAGCUUACUCGAUCAUUUUUUUGCUGAGCUGGGUUCAAAAGAGACAAGACAGUUGUCUAAGAUGUUGGAUGAGGAUCCAGCAGUCAUGCAGCGUCGUACCAGCCUUGCAAAGAGGCUAGAGCUGUACAGAAGUGCUCAGGCAGAGAUUGAUGCAGUUGCUUGGUCCAAGUAGUAAGUUGGGGCAAUCAAGUGAUUUCUCAAUUCCUUAGGAUGAUGGGAGAUAGAAUUUAGUAAUAGAGUAGCAGUGACACUCUUUUGAUUCAUGAUUACCAAUUCUUCCUGCAUUACCAUUAUGUAAGAGUGACGUUAGUGGGUUAGCUUUUUUGUCAAGGCAUCGUGAGCUAGCAAACUUCUGUGUCAUCGUUAAAGAAAAUCAGCUCGAUCUGUUUGGAUCCACUAUUUGGUUUUGUUCCCA